Messenger RNA from Chilo suppressalis (striped riceborer), 3333 nucleotides. Lineage: Eukaryota; Metazoa; Arthropoda; Insecta; Lepidoptera; Crambidae. The record is from the annotation of a GenBank genome assembly.
AUGGCUAUGUCUAAAGGAUUUAAAGUUUUAGAGAAGGCAACCCCACCCAAUCCCUAUAGUAUUAUUCUGCAGCAUAGGAAUAAAGAUAGUGCUCUCUUGUUUGAGUCUCAAGCUGUGGUUGCACUUUCAUCUCAAGAAACAGAAACUCUACGAAAGCAAUACCACAAGAUCGCUGACGCAUACGGCUGCCUUGGCGUCCUCCAACUAAACUCGGGUGAAAGCUGCCUGUUAUAUCUCGUUCUUGUUACGGGCUGCUGCUCUGUCGGUAAAGUUGGCGAUGGCGAAGUUUUCAAGAUUACACAAACUCAAUUUUUACCAUUGUUCUAUCAAUCGCAAGGUGAAGACAAGGUUUGCGAGGUAAGAAAACUGCUUAAUUCGGGUACUUUCUAUUUCUCUUGGAACACAGUCAAAAACAAUGAUAACCUUUUUGAUCUCACACUAUGCGCUCAAAGAAAAAGUAAAAGUAGUAUCCCUGAUAAUAGAUUCUUCUGGAACAGAACUUUAUUUAUUCAUUUGCUGAGAUUUGGAAUUGAUUGUGACGACUGGCUUACUAGGGCAAUGUGUGGUUCUGUAGAAAUUCGAACUAUUUAUGUUGGCCACCGUCAAGCAAGAGCUGUUCUUGUCUCACGUUUGAGUUGUGAAAGAGCUGGAACAAGAUUCAAUGUGAGAGGCUGUAAUGAUGAUGGCAAUGUUGCUAAUUUUGUUGAAACUGAACAAGCCAUUUAUAUUGAUGAUUCAGUGGCAUCUUAUAUUCAAACUCGUGGUUCAGUUCCUCUAUUUUGGGAACAACCAGGAAUUCAAGUUGGCUCUCACAAAGUAAAGAUGUCUCGUGGAUAUGAUGCAUCAACGAGUGCUUGUGAUAGACAUUUCUCUCUCUUAAAGCGUAAUUAUGGGUCUGUAUUUGUUGUGAAUCUCUUGGGAUCGAGUCUAAUUGGUGGAAGUGAAGGUGAGGCCACUCUCAGCAAUGCUUUUCAAAAACAUCUCGGUGAAUCUGCUCAUGCUGACGUUGUACAAUUAAUAUUUGAUUAUCAUCAGGAGGUUCGAGCGACAUCAAUAGAAUCAGCUUUGGCUAAAUUUAAGAAACUUAUUGAUAAACAUUAUGACGAUAUUGGUAUAUUUAGUGCUAAAGGAAUAGAUAUAUAUAAUAUUCAAAAGGGUGUGAUUCGUACCAAUUGUCUUGAUUGCUUGGACAGAACUAAUUCAAUACAAACUUUUAUAGGCUUGGAAAUGUUAUCUGUGCAAUUAAUGUUAUUGCAAUGUAUUGAUAAGAAGCAAAAUGUAAAUAGAUUUGAAGAAGUUUUUAAGCAAAUGUGGGUCAAUAAUGGCAAUGAAAUUUCAAAAAUUUAUGCUGGAACUGGUGCUAUUCAAGGUGGAUCUAAACUAAUAGAUGGAGCAAGAUCUGCUGCACGAACCAUUCAAAACAAUUUGUUAGACAACUCGAAACAAGAAGCUAUUGAUAUAUUAUUACUGGGUUCUACAUUAAAUUCAGAACUUGCUGAUCGUACAAGAAUACUGUUACCAGCGAAUAUACUACAUACAUCAACUCCAAUACUCAGAGAAAUGUGCCGUCGAGCAAAUGAAUUUACACAGCCGACCAGUAUACGUAUCACUAUUGGUACUUAUAAUGUUAAUGGAGGAAAACAUUUUAGAAGUUUAGCUUACAAAGAUGUUUCUCUAGCUGAUUGGUUAUUAGAUUGCCCUACUUCUUCUCUUGUGAAUACUGUAAAUCUUAAAGAUCAUCCUUCUGAUAUAUUUGCUAUUGGAUUUGAAGAAAUAGUUGAUUUGAAUGCAAGUAAUAUUAUGGCGGCUAGCUCUGAUAAUGCCAAAGCCUGGAGUGAAGAAUUGGAGAAGGUUUUAUGUCGCGAUGCCCCUUAUACUCUCCUCUCAACUCAUCAGUUGGUUGGAGUGUGUUUGUUUGUUUUUGUUAGGAAAGAUUUAAUUCCCCAUAUUAGAGAUGUUGCACUUGAUUCUGUUAAAACAGGACUAGGAGGAACCACUGGCAAUAAAGGAGCAGUUGGCAUUAGAAUGGUUAUAUAUGGAUCUUCUAUCUGCUUUGUGUGUGCUCAUUUUGCUGCUGGGCAAUCACAAGUCACUGAACGAAAUGCUGAUUAUACUGAAAUUACAAGAAAAAUUGCAUUUCCAAUGGGCAGAUCUCUAUAUUCACAUGAUUAUGUGUUUUGGUGUGGUGAUUUCAAUUACCGUAUAGACCUGGAUAAAGACGAAGUACGUUCUUUAGUAGCACAAAAUAAUAUGCAACGAUUAGUUGAACAAGAUCAACUUAUUCAACAGAAAGCAUUAGGAUUGGUUUUCAAAAAUUGUUUUGAGGGUGAAAUAACAUUUCCCCCUACAUAUAAAUACGAUCUUUUCAGUGAUGAUUAUGAUACGAGUGAAAAGUGUCGCGCACCUGCUUGGACAGACAGAAUCCUUUGGAGAAGUAGAAAAUAUACAAUUGACCCAGAAACAACAUCAGAAUUAGGUGCAGGAAAGUUGCUUUUCUAUGGAAGAGCAGAACUGAAGCAAAGUGAUCAUCGGCCAGUGAUAGCAAUUUUAGAAGUUGAAGUAUUGCAAGUUAGUUACACAAAAUGCAUGGAGGUAUUUUAUGAAGUUGUAAAAGAUCUGGGACCACCAGAUGCAAGCAUUAUUGUUCAACCAUUUGAUGAAAAUGAUAGUGAUGAGUCUGUAUUUGAUGAUAAUGUAGUGGCUGCAGUUUUACAGGAGUUGGCUACAAUUGGUGAAGUGACACUAGUUCGAUUUAUCGAUGACCACACAUUAAGUAUCACAUUUCGAGAAGGGCAGAAUGCCUUAGCUGCAGCACAAAAAGGCCAAAUGUAUGUUUGUUCUAUACCACUGGCUAUUACUUUAAAAUCACCUAAUUGGGUUGAAAUAGUACGUUCUGAAAUAAAUCUGUGUUCUAACAACACAAUGCCUCUAUCUGGCGAAAUUCAAUUAGAUCGACCACUGAGAUCAGCUCCACCCACACCUCGUAGAGUUCAACCCAGUAGGCCGCCUGCACCUUCGCCAACUCCCUUGGUGCCUUCAAGGGUAACAGCUCCUCCAGUGAGUCCCGCUCGGCCACCGCCACCGCGACCUGCACCUCUUCCUCCCGACACUGGAAAAACGACAGGUCCGUCACAGAUGCCGUCGUCGCCAGCUGACAGUACACUCCCGCCAUCUGACACUACGCCCCCGCCAUCUUGUGCUCCUCCGCCAUCUUGUGCUCCGCCGCCGCCUCCGCUCAGUGAGACUCCACCGCCCACGGGGCCACCUCCACCCGUUCCCGCAAGGCAAGGAGCGCCUCCUCCACUGCCAGCAAGGCCCCGUCCGGCAAUAUAA